Messenger RNA from Cornus florida, 2402 nucleotides. RefSeq names its product membrane-bound O-acyltransferase gup1. The coding region runs from base 363 to 1967 and encodes 534 amino acids. The record is from RefSeq and is a predicted model, not a curated record. NCBI's taxonomy places the organism in Eukaryota, Viridiplantae, Streptophyta, Magnoliopsida, Cornales, Cornaceae. Gene Ontology annotation, cellular component: endoplasmic reticulum. Gene Ontology annotation, molecular function: acyltransferase activity. The transcript is spliced from 20 exons.
GUAAAAAGGUGGUCACAAGAAUUUAUUUGUACAUUUUUUUUAAAUUUUAUGAACUAAUAAUAUGAACAUUUUCAAGAAGUAAGAAUUACUUGUGCACAAAGUCACAGGAGAAUUUUUUUUUUUUUUUUGCUCUUAACCCUUCUAAGCAGUAAAAGGAGUAAUAUGUUUGAUGAGAACUGUGUUAUAAUGUCUUGACCAUGAUCAACGAAAAUUGACAACCAAAAAUGAUCCACCCGAUCCACCCACAAAACUUAACCCAAACCCAGAUCCGGUCAAUAGCGGGUGGAUUCUGAGAAGACUCACUCCUCUCUCCUUUUCUUGCAGAGACGACUCGUCGACUAAUUGAAUGUAAGUCGAUCGCAAUGAACAGCUCGUGGCGGCGAAGAGAGCUCGUCUUUCUAAUCCUCUACGCGGUCGUCUUCUACGUUAUUAUCAUCCGUCGCUCCCUUCAACUCUCCCACGAUCAUUAUGACAAACUUCGUGGUCUACGUCCCGGAUGGAUCGCCGGUCGACUUAAUGAUGUCUCUGAUUCCCAAUGGAGAAAUUUUCGUGGGAAUUUACCCAUCCUUACCAUUGUUUUGGGGAUUUUUACUUCAGUGGCGAAUAUGUUGAGGGCGUACUAUAAUUUAAAUGCGAAGACAAUGUCCAUUACAUGGCUUUUGAUUUCUUUGACUUAUAUAUUAUAUCUACACGGAGCUUGCAUCAUCUUUGUCCUUUCAAUUGCUUCAGUUAAUUUUCUUAUAGUAAAGAUAUUUGGACGGACAAUGUACUUCUCAUUCAUACUAUGGAUUUUCAACAUCUCAUGUCUUUUGUGUAACCGCAUUUAUGAGGGAUAUUCGUUCUCCAGUAUUGGGCAGCGUUGGGCUUAUUUGGACAAUUUUCGGGGUACCUUUAGAUGGCAUAUCUGCUUUAACUUUGUUGUUCUGCGCAUGAUAAGCUUUGGAUAUGACUACCAUUGGGCACAUAGCAGUGCUCAUUUCGAUCAAAAGAAGCACAUGCAACGUUGCCGCAAUUGUUCAUCGGGACAACCAUGCUAUCUGCUAUUACAGGGAAGAAGCGUCAAGGAUGACAAGUUCUCUUUUAGUAUAUACCUGUGUUAUUUGGUAUAUGCACCUCUCUAUAUCGCUGGACCGAUUACAAGCUUCAAUGCAUUUGCUUCACAGUUGGAUACACCUCAGAAGAAUUAUUCACUGAGGCAAGUGGCUUGGUACGGAUUGCGUUGGCUUUUUAGUCUUUUACUAAUGGAACUAAUGACACAUCUGUUUUACUACAAUGCCUUCGCUAUCAGUGGCAUGUGGAAAUAUUUAUCUCCUAUGGAUAUCUUCAUUGUUGGAUAUGGGGUCCUAAACUUCAUGUGGCUCAAGUUUUUUCUUAUCUGGCGAUACUUCCGAUUCUGGUCACUGCUCAGUGGCAUUGAGGCCCCUGAGAAUAUGCCGCGGUGUAUAAAUAAUUGCUACAACUUGGAAAGUUUUUGGAAAAAUUGGCAUGCUUCCUUCAACAAAUGGCUUGUCAGGUACAUGUACAUUCCUCUUGGAGGUUCUCAAAGAAAGCUGCUCAACGUAUGGGUUAUCUUCACAUUUGUUGCCAUGUGGCAUGAUUUAGAGUGGAAGCUUCUUUCGUGGGCAUGGUUAACAUGUGUAAUCUUUAUCCCAGAAAUGAUGGUGAAAUCAGCAGCAAAUACUUAUCAGGCGGAGAAUGUUUUUGGGGAGUUUGUUUUCCGUGAGCUUAGUGCAGCUGCUGGUGCUGUCACAAUCACUUGUCUUAUGGUGGCUAACCUUGUUGGCUAUGUUAUUGGACCAUCAGGCCUUAAUUGGUUGAUUUCUCAAUUUCUCCGGGAAGAAGGACUGCCUACUCUUGGUGGUAUGUUCUUGUCCUUUUAUGUUGGAACAAAGCUUAUGUUCCACAUCAAUGAUGCUGAAGCAAGGGAGGCACUAAAGUUAAGAGGCCAUAAAGGAGAUUGUUGCUGACACUGAACCCAGAUAUUGGUUUAUUUGUAGUCCAUGGUCAUGUCUAAUUAUCCACAUCAAACUCGAACGUGUGUUUUUCUGCUCGGUUUGAUCUCACUCUAUGAAAGCAUUAAAGGGUUGUGAAGACAUUUGUGCGUGUUCAGAAGUAUUGUCUUUUAUUCGUGUUCUCGAAGACCAGCAUGGGGCAUCUGAGGGGUUCAGCAAGCAUGGAGGAGUCGGAAAAUUCUGUUCUUGUAUAUUAGUUGCACCGUAAGUUGGACGGGACCUUCUCGAAUGUAUACUUUCUGACUGUCAGAUAUUUUUCUGGGCAUUAUGAUCAUUGUGAUCGACACAAAAUGCAUUCUGAACUUUAACAAAAGGUGGAUUGUCGCUAGUUAUUUGUAUCCUGGGAAAGUCCAUAAUUAUUCUUAAAUGAUUGCUUUCUUAUUUCCUUGA